Messenger RNA from Schizosaccharomyces cryophilus OY26, 1806 nucleotides. RefSeq names its product STE/STE20/PAKA protein kinase Shk2. Lineage: Eukaryota; Fungi; Ascomycota; Schizosaccharomycetes; Schizosaccharomycetales; Schizosaccharomycetaceae. The record is from RefSeq and is a predicted model, not a curated record. Gene Ontology annotation, molecular function: protein serine/threonine kinase activity; ATP binding. The coding region runs from base 1 to 1806 and encodes 601 amino acids. The transcript has a single exon. Gene Ontology annotation, biological process: intracellular signal transduction; protein phosphorylation; regulation of MAPK cascade. Gene Ontology annotation, cellular component: cytoplasm.
AUGUUAAUCACUGUUCGUGGUGAACUAGUAGAAAUUCCUUCCCUCACAGAUAUAAAGCAGUCGGGAAAAGGAGUUGUACGCGAGGGAUGGGUGAUGUUAAAGGAAGAAAAAGUAAAGUAUCUUCCAUGGACGAAGAAAUGGCUUGUCCUUUCUCAUAAUUCUAUUUCCAUCUAUAAAAACAGCAAAUCAGAUACAGCUCAAUGGACGAUUCUUUUAAAGGACAUUGAAAAAGUAGAGCGUUCCAAAUCCAGGACUUUUUGUUUUCGAGUGAAAUCUAAAACUUAUCAAUCCACCACAGUCUUUCAGGCUCUUGAAAUUUCAGUCUCAAAUAACAUGGAUUGCUAUGAGUGGAUGGAUGCCAUUUCAGCUAGAAUUUUGUCCAACAAGGUUUCGGGGCCCAUGGAUCCUAAACACGAAGUACAUGUAGGAGUUGAUAAUCACGGUAAAUACAUCGGGCUUCCCAAAGAAUGGUCUAUCUUGCUCAGAAGCAGCUCAGCUUAUACCCAUGACUUUCUUGAAGAGCCUAAAUCAGUCAUCCAAGCGUUCGACGGUUACAACGAAGAAUGUUCCUAUCAAAAAAAUUCCCCUGAAACUGAAAAUCAAGUGGAAAUGAAAGGCUCAAUUAUUCAAUAUAGAUCUCCUGUGUUUUCUCCUUCAGCUAUGUCAGAUGAGGCAUCUCUUCACAAUUCUGAUUCUACGACUGCAACCUCUUCGUAUGAUGAUGGAGACCAACUGACGCUAAAUUAUCAUGUCUCUAAGAAAAUAAGCAAAAACUCUAGUGAAACGUCUUUAGGCUCUUCUAAUGAAUCGAAUGCCUUGGUUUUCUCAGCCAACAAUAAAAUCCAGCCCGUUCCUUCCAUCCCUAAUAAAAAUGAUGUGGCCUCCAAUGCGAAGUUAACAGAGAAACAAGCAAUGGAAAUCUUAAAGGUCUCCGUUACACCAAAGGAUCCAAACCUUAUUUUUUCUAUAAAGCACAAGCUUGGUCAGGGUGCUUCAGGAUCAGUGUAUUUGGCCAAGGUCAAAGCGGGAAAUCAAGUAUACAAGGAUGAGCUGGUAGCCGUUAAAAGUAUGGAUCUUCACUUUCAGAAUCGGAAAGAGCUGAUCUUAAAUGAAAUAACCGUCAUGCGUGAGUCGUUUCACCCAAACAUAGUUAGCUUCCUUGAUGCUUUUCUCAUUAAAGACCGGCAUUUAUGGGUUAUAAUGGAGUAUAUGAAUGCUGGGUCUCUAACAAAUAUUAUUCAACAGCACAAACUUACCGAAGAACACGUUGCUCGUAUUUGCCUAGAAAUAUGUAAAGGCAUCCAACACUUGCAUGCACGCAAUGUGAUCCAUAGGGAUAUCAAAAGCGACAAUGUGCUUCUGGAUAAGCAAGGGAACAUAAAAAUUACGGAUUUUGGUUUUUGCGCACGCCUCAUGGACCGCUCUCAUAAGCGUGUAACUAUGGUCGGGACGCCGUAUUGGAUGGCUCCUGAAAUUAUUAAACAACAAAAAUAUGGAACAAAGGUUGAUAUUUGGAGUCUUGGGAUAAUGAUUAUUGAAAUGCUUGAAAACGAGCCUCCUUACCUUCGAGAAGACCCCAUCAAAGCAUUGUACAUGAUUGCAAAAACAGGAGCUCCUUCUCUAAAAAAACCAGAACUUGUAUCAAAAGAAUUACAUUCUUUUUUAAACUCUUGCUUAAAUAGUGAGACAAUUUUUAGAGCGACUGCCGCUGAACUGUUAAACCACACCUUUCUUCGUCGAGCAUGUUCACCUAAGAGCUUAAUUCCUUUAAUUUCUUUUGACAGUGUCAAACCCCAUAAUCAUUAA